Molecule: messenger RNA, 761 nt
Organism: Culex quinquefasciatus (southern house mosquito)
Lineage: Eukaryota; Metazoa; Arthropoda; Insecta; Diptera; Culicidae
Exons: 2
Coding region: 109-729 (206 amino acids)
Cellular component (GO): nucleus
Molecular function (GO): zinc ion binding
Source: RefSeq, a predicted model, not a curated record
GAAAUCUUAAUUUAACGUUUACUGUUUGUGCUUUGAUUUAAAUUGUACACAAAUAAUUUAAUUUUGUUGUCGCGUUUCAAGUAAAAAAUCCAUGAAAUAACCAGCGAAAUGCCAAUUUUUCGGCUGGACAGGUAUCCUUACGUGUGCCGGAUGUGCCUAAAGCCGGAACAGAUCCGGAAGAUGACGUCGCUGGACACUAAGGAUGAAUGCUUCAAGGGGAGUGCCACCUUCGAGGAGUUUCUGGCCAAAAUCACGUUCCCGAUAGAGGAGGAAAGGCGCCAACUCUUUCCGCGCUCGAUCUGCCCCCAGUGCAAGGACCUGCUCCGAACAAUUGCCCGUUUUCACGCUAAAAUUCGCAACGUUCACCUGUUUAUGGACGCUCUGGUGGAGCUGCGGAAUUUCAACACGGCCCCUAUCAAGGAUCUCUUCAAUUCGAAACCAGGCUCCGUCCAGACGAUGCUCAAACAGCUGAACUUAUGUGCCAACGCUGACUUCCAAGCGGAGGAUCUGAUUGACGAAUUUCCGCAGUUUCAAGUCGCCCAACUUCCGGCGGCUUCGAGAGACUACCAUCUGGACGAGGAAAUCAAAAUGGAAAUAGAAAUAGAGCCGGAAGGUGUCGCGGAGUCGGACAAACGCGAAGCGAACAAUGCAUUCGCUGAAGAAUGCUUACUCGAGGAGGUGGUUGAGGAGGUGACAUGGGAAGUUGUAGCUGAGGAAGCAUCAAGGUAGAUGUUACGCAGAAAGAGGAUGCAAUUGACCAA